Carcharodon carcharias (great white shark) is the source of this 9541-nucleotide messenger RNA. It is a transcript of the gene adcy9a, whose product is annotated as adenylate cyclase 9. The record is from RefSeq and is a predicted model, not a curated record. Gene Ontology annotation, biological process: adenylate cyclase-activating G protein-coupled receptor signaling pathway; intracellular signal transduction; cyclic nucleotide biosynthetic process. NCBI's taxonomy places the organism in Eukaryota, Metazoa, Chordata, Chondrichthyes, Lamniformes, Lamnidae. Gene Ontology annotation, molecular function: adenylate cyclase activity. The coding region runs from base 149 to 4171 and encodes 1340 amino acids. The transcript is spliced from 10 exons.
UUUUCCCCUCAGUCCCGGCCGCGGCGGAAAUGGUGGAUGGAGCGAGUGAGCGGCCGUACACUACACAGCACAACGCGGCGACAGCGUUAGCGGCGGGGCGCCGAUUCCGGCUCCCACCACACUCCCCAGCGGGUCGCGGACACUCUACAUGGCGGCCCAGCAGCUGCGCGGCACUGAGGUUUACUGCGACGCCAGCGGGGACUGCAACCAUGUCGCUGUCAAGAUCAAGAGCCACAACAACCAGCAGCAGGAGGAGGAGGCGGCGGCGGCGGCUCCUCAGCCCCAGCAUCAAGGCCCCGGGCCCACCAAGUACAGCAUCUCGUCCAGCUGCAGCUCGGGGGAAUCUGUCAAGCGAGCGGCCCGCAGUCCGCGGCGUCGCCGCCGCAAGUUCCCUCAGCUCUUCGAGCGGGCGUCGGGUAAGUGGUGGGACCCCGCCUUCGACUCGCGGAACCUGGAGGACGCGUGCCUGGAACGCUGCUUCCCGCAGACCCAGCGCCGCUUCAGGUACGCGCUGCUCUACCUCAUGGUGGCCGCGCUGCUCUGGGCCAUUUACUUCGGCUGCAGCGUGAGGGAGGUGGACCAGGCUCUGGGGGUCGCUUUCCUGGCGCCCACCCUGCUUUUCAUGCUGUGCUGUGCUGGCCUCUUGGCGGUCACCUUCAGCGGACUCUACUCCCACCACUACGUCCGAAUCUCCCUGCUCUUCACGCUGCUGGUCUUCGCCCUUUCGCUGGCCACCCGCUUCCAGGCCGGCAGAAGCAGCAGCCUGGGCUGUAGCGGGAACGACAGCCACGGCGGUUCUCUCUGCUGGAAUUACUUGUCGCCGGUCGGGAGUUUCUCCAUUUGCGUGGAGGUGCUGCUGCUGCUGUACACCGUCAUGCCGCUGCCCCUCUACCUAUGCUUUCUCUUCGGCGUCUCUUAUUCGCUGCUCUUCGAAGUGUUGGGCUAUCACCUGGGCAGCGCCGAGUGGCCCCAGCCGUCGGACUCCGGCCAGCAUCUGCUACUGGAGGCUCUGGCCAAGCUUUUCCUACACGUCUGUGUCCAUGCCGUGGGCAUCCACCUCUUCACCAUGUCGCAGGUACGCUCCCGCACCACUUUCCUGAAGGUGGGCCAGUCUAUCAUGCACGGCAAGGACCUAGAAGUGGAGAAAGCUCUGAAGGAGCGCAUGAUCCACUCGGUCAUGCCCAGGAUGGUGGCGGACGAGCUGAUGAAGCAAGGGGACGAUGAGAGCGAGAACUCCUUCAAGCGCUACUCCACCUCCAGUCCCAAGAGCAAGAAGAAGAAAACUUCCAUCCAGAGAGCGCACAUCAUCUUCAGACCCUUCACCAUGCAGCGCAUGGAGCCUGUCAGUAUCCUGUUCGCGGACAUCGUGGGCUUCACCAAGAUGAGCGCCAACAAAUCCGCCCACCUGCUGGUCGGCCUCCUCAACGACCUUUUCGGACGCUUCGACCGUCUCUGUGAAGGUACCGGAUGCGAGAAGAUCAGCACCUUGGGUGACUGCUACUACUGUGUGGCCGGCUGCCCCGAGCCCCGCUCCGAUCACGCGUACUGUUGUAUUGAGAUGGGACUGGGAAUGAUCCAGGCCAUCGAACAGUUCUGCCAGGAGAAAAAAGAAAUGGUUAACAUGAGGGUGGGGGUACACACGGGUACUGUUCUAUGCGGCAUUUUGGGAAUGAAACGCUUCAAGUUUGACGUUUGGUCCAACGAUGUGAACUUGGCCAAUUUGAUGGAACAACUCGGGGUGGCCGGAAAAGUCCACCUUUCCGAAGUUACGGCCAAGUACUUGGAUGAACGGUACCAGAAGGAGGAUGGGAAAGUGAUGGAGAGGGUUGGCACCCAGAGUGUGGUGGCUGAUCAGCUGAAAGGAUUGCAGACGUUCCUUAUUUCUGGCCGAAAGUUAGCUCAUUCAGUGUGUACCUGCUCCCACACAGUAUUAUCUCACCUUGAUAUGGGAGACUCGAGUCCUCACACAGUCCCCAAGCAGCAGCGAGAAACGAUGAGUGAGGCUGCUGCUGAAAUGGGGCAAGCUAGCAACAUGAUGGAUAAAGCUAAGCCCAUGUGUCCAUCCUGUAGUGUCAUGCUGGUCCCUGGAUCCAGUGCCAGUGCAGAAGAAAGCACUGUGCAAAAUGGCUGUCAAGAUGAGCGUAAAAGUGCUAAGGCACCAUCAGCAGGGCGAAGUCUGAAGGCCCAAAAUGGCCUACUGAGUCCCCCAGAGGAAGAAAAGUUAAACAACAGCCAGACAUCGCUGUUUGAGAUGCUGCAGAGUGAGAGGCAGCUGGAUGGACUGCUUCCACUACGCUCCAAGCAGAUACGGGAGAAAACGGACGCUCAGUUUGUCAGUGUCAUUAAGGAGGACAGACUAAUGGAUGAAUACUUCUCCAAACCUCCCAUUAACAAAUUCAGCUUGAAUUUCUUGGAUUCGAGCUUGGAGAAAGCUUAUAGAGGCAGCUAUCAAGAUGAGGUUGUGAACAAUGCAUCAGAGAAGACGUUUGCCAGUGCCACAUUCAGUUCACUCCUUGAUGUCUUUCUCUCCACCAUAGUCUUCCUCUUUCUCUCCAUCACAUGUUUCAUGAAGCAGGGACUGUGUACAUCACCUUCGCAUGCCUCUAUUGUGGUUUUUGUCCUUGCGAUCCUGCUUCAAGUGCUUUCCUUGGUUAUCUCCAUCAGAAUGGCGUUUUACCUGGAUGAGGUGAUGCCAUGUACCAAAAGACUGAUGAGGGCAAUCUCGGGCUGGCUACCUCGUCAUUUUUUCGGAGCCAUUCUCAUCUCUCUCCCCGCUGUCGCUGUGUUCUCCCAGUUCACGUGUGAAUUUAAAACAAAUAUAAAUGUUACCAUGUUCUUGUGUUGCGCAAUGAUCAUCACUUUCAUUCACUACUGUAACUUUUGCCAGUUGAGCUCCUGGAUGAGAUUCUCCUUGGCUACUAUAGUAGGCGUGUUGCUUCUCAUCCUGCUGUAUGUGACACUAUGUCCUUCCACCUUGCCAGAAAACCAAUCUGAAUCUUUAGAAUCGUUCAGCAGAGAAGUUGGGUGCAAUAUUUCUAUGUCAGAUGGGAGUUCAAAGAAUCUGGAAUUGAUCAGACAGGAAGUGAUUCUGGAUAUUGUCCUGUUGCUGCUGCUAGUCUGGUUCCUGAACCGGGAGUUUGAGGUUAGUUACCGUCUCAAUUACCAUGGCAACGUGGAGGCAGAUCUUCAUCGGCACAAGAUACAGAGCAUGAAGGACCAAGCAGACUGGCUCCUUCAUAACAUCAUCCCAGCCCAUGUGGCUGAUCAGCUCAAGGUGACUCCCCAUUACUCCAAAAACCAUGAAGAUGUUGGGGUUAUUUUCGCCAGCAUAGUUAAUUUCAGCGAGUUUUAUGAGGAGAACUAUGAAGGGGGAAAGGAGUGCUACCGGGUGUUGAAUGAACUGAUUGGUGAUUUUGAUGAAUUAUUGAGCAAGCCCCAAUACAACAGCAAUAUUGAAAAGAUUAAAACCAUUGGAGCUACUUACAUGGCAGCUUCUGGAUUGAAUCCAUCGCAACGACGUGAUAGCAACCAUCCACACAGUCACUUGCAGACGCUUUUUGAGUUUGCCAAAGAAAUGAUGAGGGUUGUAGAUGAAUUCAACAAGGACAUGUUAUGGUUCAACUUUAAAUUAAGGAUUGGUUUCAACCAUGGACCCCUCACUGCAGGAGUUAUUGGCACUACGAAGCUACUGUAUGACAUAUGGGGUGACACUGUCAACAUUGCUAGUAGGAUGGACACUACAGGAGUGGAGUGUAGGAUCCAGGUGAGUGAAGAGAGCUAUCGAAUAUUGAGUGAAAUGGGCUAUGACUUUGAUUACCGAGGGACGGUCAAUGUUAAGGGCAAAGGUCAGAUGAAAACAUACUUGUACCCAAAAAGCACAAACAGUGGGAUCAUCCCAUCACACCAGCACUCAGUGUCUCCAGACAUCCGAGUGCAAGUGGACGGAAGUAUUGGGCGUUCGCCCACAGACGAACUUGCCAACCUUGUGCCUUCUCUGCCAAUCUCGGAUAGGUCUGGUCGCUACUCAAAUAACACUGAGGCUAAAGACUCACUUUCUGCACGACAGAAGGUCAAGAAAGAGCAGGCCAAGGAAGUAGAUGGCAAAGUGGGUGAUGAGGAUCCAGAGGAAACAGAUGAACUGACGAAUUUACAAAUCUGUAGCCGACUAUGAUGCAUCUUUUCAUACCAUAAACCGGCCUCACCCGGUAGGAACCAGUUCACGUUGGUAGUCUGCGUGACAUGAUGAUUAUUUCCGGUUUUUAAUAGUUUCAUUUUACAUCCUGAUUUCUGUGUGGAUCACAGUAACACAGGAUCCAGCUCCAUUGCAAAUGUCUGUGCUGUUUGUGGAUAUUAAGUGCCUUUGGAAAAACUGAAGUAUGUGCUUCAGGUAAAAUGGAAGGAGGUAACAGAAAGCAUGGCUUAAUUUAGAACCCUGGAUAUAGUUGUGGUUAUAACCUUCCCCGUUCCCCAUCACCCUCCCCACUCGACCCCAGUCUCAUUUUUGUUUUCUCAGUGCUGUUUUGUUUCUUUAUACUUUUUGUAACUGUCGUUAUUGUAUUGUUUAAAAUGGGCUUCUGAAAAGAACCACUGGGGGUGGAUGUCGGUGAAUGCCUGGAUGUCAGUGAAAGCCUCUAGUAGAUAAAGGGGUGGGGAUGGGAAAGAUUUGGUCAAGUGAAUUAGUAACAAGCCCCAAAUAAGUCCUGAUUUAUUUCAAAGGGUCUAUAAAUGUGCCACUUCAAACUUGAGGACACAGCAUCUGUCUUUCCUUGACUGUACCCACAUAUUAAAAGCAGUCUGUGGACUGGGUUUCAGACACUCUUACCCAUGUUGGUGUCUAGAGGGGCGCAUGAUUCUUUCAAAACUUGGGUCAGUAGAAGUCUUGAGCCCGGUGUUUGUUCAGAUCCGUGUAUGAUAAGUUUUGAGUGUUGAACAGUCUUGUUCAGUAUAGUGAGUUGUGUUGAUGUAAAUAUUGGCAUUAGAUCCAGGUUAGAAUAACAUAGACCUUUUGCUUAUUCCCAAAAGCUAAAUGUUCUUAUUAAAAGCCCCAAGGCACUCAGGAUUCCUUCGAGAUCUGCUUUCAGUUCUUAAAGUCAGCUACGUUUAGUCCCAUUUAGAAUUGGAAGUUUGGAAUUAGGCAGGACCACUAGCCAAACCAGUGGAGACUCUUAUUGAUGAAGAGGUUCUAGUCAUGGGUCCACCUGACCACAAGCUCCCCAAGGACUAAUCUUGUCCUGCAGCAGCCAAGUAUAUUGCUGCACUAACAAGUCAUCCUCCAGGCUUCAGGAAGGGGAAAGCAGUACAGUCAGAUCAUUACACUAAAGGAGCAUUUCUGCCAAGCCAUAUGUUGUGAAACAUUUCCAGAAGCAAUGGCAUUGCCUUCUCCCUCCUUCUACCAGGAAAGCCAUGGUGGGGGAUGUGGAAAUGAUAAUUUGUCUCCAGCAGAGAUUUUAUUUAUAAACUUUUUUUUUGGAGAACUUGACUUAAAUUUAUAGAAGCAACAAAUGUCAUUUAUCUCAUAGUGUAACCAUUUCUAAUAUUAAAGGGUUCAGUAAACAUUCCAUCAUUACAUAUAUUGUGCAUGUGGUGAUGGGACAGAAUGCAAAUAAUGGCACCUCCUCUAUCCUCCCAAAUCGAAUAACGCACAGUAUUAUGGCAGUUUUCAUACCAGUUCAUUGGGUGUAUUCAGAUACACUGAAUUGGCUGCAUCCCUUCUUAAAGUGUAUAUAUUUGAGCUUUGUAUUGCCAUUGGUGUCAAUAGAGAUUUUCCCCUACUCUUGCCUCACUCAUUUCCAGCACAAACUCUGUAUAGUGUUUUUUAUUUUAACCCCGAUCUUGUUUGAAACUCUUGGGUUAAGCGUAUUGAAAGCUGCAGUACAACAGCUGCUGUUGGCACUUUGUGAUACUGUAUCAGGAAAUGUAAGCCUUCCUGCUGGUGUGAUUGUCCUUGAGACACCUUGAUUGUGAAGUGUCAGCACAAGCUGCUUUUUAAAAAUUUCAUUUAACUUGAUCUUGGUACAUUCCAUCAAGUGGAAUAUUGGAUUCUGUUCUCACACUCAGCAAACAGACACUCUGGAUGAACUGUUGGAAAACUGCCCUGUUGGAAUUUACCCCUUAACAUGACUGUGGGUGUCUUUCCCCAACAUUGGGUUAGAUUGGAUAAAUAUUUUGAAAUACAAAUUGAGGAUGUAGUGUCAAAUAAUAUAUGGAAUAACAUUAGAUGUUUGUAAGAAUGACAAACCAGUGUUGGAUUUAUGUUUUAUUGAACAGUAUUAAACUGAAUAACCCCAAAAUCAAAUUUAUGGGGUCUGUGGCAUGAUAUUUUCAGGCUAUCCAUUGGUUUAAGUAGGUGGGUCUAGCUUGGGUUGAGAUUCUGUGACCAAGUUUUGUGCACCCCUACUAGUGUGAUCAGAAAUCCAGACUCAUUGGAGCUUGGAAUGGGAAUGUCCUAGGUUCUUCCUUUAUAGCAAAGCCUUGAUUGUGGCAGUCCAGAUGUUCAAUUGGCAUAAAGAGAACUUGUUCAGCAUGGGUCAGUCAGCAACUGCACAUCAAGGCAGCACAAUUGUGCAGCUCGCAUUUUUCUUGCUAAGGUUCCUGGCAUUUAACCUGAUCGAUGUCUCAUCAGUGAGUGUAAGCACAGUACAGCCUUAACCAAAUUGGGCACUGAAACAAAUAUCUAAAGCUGUGAAGUAUUCAGUCAUCCCUUUAACAGAUUGUACCUUUUUGUCUGCAUGAUCAGAUGAAAUACUUUUUAAAUAUUUGCGAAAUCCUAAGUCCAAUCACCUGAAGCUGCCUUUGGCUCCAUUCUGUCCAGCAUCCCCUCGAUAUUUAACACCAAACCAUCCCCAAACUCCACUAUUGUUCAUCUAAACAAGUUCUGUGUGCAUACGUGCUCUGAUUUAAUAAAUUGUACUCUUUCUGUGGGUCCUUGCUGACUAUUGCACCUAAAUAAAAUUAUGCAAACUAUACAGGGAUUGGGCCCAAUACAUCUGCAAAUUACCAUAAUUGAAGUAGGAGUGGUAUAAUUAUAUUCUGAUUUAAUAUUCAAUGCUGGGAUUUAUAUUAAAGACUGAACUGACACACCAAGUCUACUGCUGUAGCAAGUUCUUGAGGCAGAAGGGACGUUCUUGUAGCUGUGAGCUUGAGUGAGAAGUUGCUCUUCUCUCUUCUAAUCACUGGGGUAUCCGAAUAUGAGUCAUGCAAUAGAUUCUAAGUCCCAAGUACUUCUGUCUUUCUGCUCAAAAUUAUCCUCCAAGUCCAGUCAAAAUGAAAGAGUCACCCUUUAAAUGACACUGGCAGGAGUACAAUGGCGAAUAUAUCCUUAAUAGUAAAAGGAGCAUAUCUCAUCCAUUUUUAAAUUCAUCCUCAAAUCUUUUGUCCCAAGCCUGGAAAUAAUGGCCUCAGAUUACCACCCUGCCCCAGCCUGUUGGGAUUUACAACAAUAUAAAUGUCACCAGGGCCACAUCAGCACCUCGUGGAAAAUAUCCCCCCUUUAUGUUUCUAUGUUUAUAGCAGAGUCUGAAAGGUCUAAGCAUAUCGAGAACAUAAUCUGAUUACAUAGACAAGAUUUAGUUUGUUUUCAUGGAAAAAUUGUUGCACCUUGCAGUUUAGCCCCUUAAGAUUUUGCCUAAGGUUUACAGUUAAAAACCCACUUGUUAAGUUUUAAACACAUUUUCUAGAAAUACACCAAAUUUAUGUUGUGUGUAUUCUCUCCCCCAUCCACCCCUCGCCCAUUGCAGUGCUGGUCAGGUAGGCUGCUGGGAGUGUUGGUGCCACCAGUAACUGACAUCCAAUUAGACAGCAGUUGCAAUGGAGCCUGGAUCCCAGCAUUCUCUUGCAGGCUCCAAUAGAUUGGACUACCAUUUGGUAUUUCCCAUAUAAAUUCGAAAAUAUUAAGUUCAGCAAUAUUUUGCUAUAAAAAAAAUCCUUGCCCAUAAGGGGCUUCCCACUGUUGAAGUCUGGUAUUGCAGCAAUAUGCAGUGAACAUUCUAGCCUUUUUCCAGGAUAGGUGUAUUUUAGCCAAAUUAAGCUUGAACUCCCCCCACCCCACCUCAGAAAAAGUACCAUAAUGUGCAAAACUGACCAGGAAGGUGAUAAUUAAUGGACGUACACGCACUUCUUUGUAUGAAAGGAUGUGGGUUUUAAUUAUUGUAUAAGGAUUUUGCAGCUGUAGAGUCGACUGCAUUUAAGUGAACACCCCCACCCUUGUAAAGUGUAUUGUAUACUGUAUACCGUUCAGAUGUGGGCACAACCAUGAUAAGCUUCACUGAGAGUGCUGCAGUGCUACUGAGUGCAAAUUUCCCCAAGCUGAACAAUUCCCUCUCUUUGAUGUUGAACAUCCUAAUUUGAUACUCCUGUUCCAGGAGUGGAGAGAAGGGGCACUGAAAGUCAUCGCUUUUGUGUGGGAGUCAGCUAAACAUUAUAUACAUAGAUUCAAGGGCCUUUUUCUCUCCUACCUCAAUAUAUAUCCAGACUUUGUAUGCCAAUCCCAUCAUUAAAACAGACCAUUAGGGUUUAGCCCUAUUCUUGCAUGAUACCUUGUGCAUUUUUUAUUGAUGCUGAUUUAUCAAAUUACCAAAGCCCAUCAUUCUGGAACUUUGUGGAUUUUUUUUAAAAACCACCCAUUUUUGAAAGAUGCUGUUCCAUGUUUUGUUCUCCUUGUUCCCCCUCCCCAACACUGAGCUCUUCACUGAUGCACAAAAAAGCAGCCACCUUGCAUUCUUAUAUACACUAAUUGCUAUGUGCUGAGAUGUCCAGCACCAUGACGGGCUAGUUGGGUUGGGGUUGAUGUAAGCAAGGUUGGCAGGUAAGUUGGGUUUGACGGUGGGUUGGUGGUGUUGGGCAGUGCAGUCACACAUAUUUAUACCCCACUCAGUGAUUUCAUAAUUAUCCACAUUUUACCUUGACAUUUGAGCAUCCCAAUGCUUGUGUUGCAAGACACUGAUUUGGAGGAGCUUUUUCCAUUUCAGCCCAAAAAAACAAAUAUUGAAUCUCACUUGUCCGUUUGGGACACUACCCAAAGAAUGCUGUCACUCACUGGCUUGAGUCAUUCAGUAAUGUUUGCUAAAUUACACAACUAUGGCCAAUGCAAAGAUGGAUCUUGGAAGACCAAACCAGUCUAAGCACAGCUGUUGAGACCUGCCAGCUGCUGCUAGAACAUAGUCCUAGCUUGUGGUAGUCAUGAAGGAGGAGUUCUCUGAGCAACACUACAUACAGUAACUCACUGUGUGGCCUGCAGGGAAUAUGGGGUUUACACAUUGUAGCAAGGGGAGUGCUGCUCUGCAGUUGGUCUAAUUUGUAAAUAAUUUGCCUAUGCUUUGAUGACAGAAAAUGUAUGUGAAAUAUUAAGCUAUAUGUAUAUAGAUAAACAAUAUAUAAUGACUUAUUGCUACCAAUCUGUAAUCAAUUGUAUAUUAAAAACCAUUUUACUGUGACUAACAGGACAUGAUUUCACUGUAAAUGUUCACAGUACAAUCUGCCAAUUGGAGAACAGUAUUCAUAAUAAAGUUUUACAUGAGUUGUGCUGUGAGGCACAAGUAUUUAA